AUGAGCAACAAUGCUCCCACUUUGCUAUCGUUGAUAGAUCAUGCACAAAGAGAGCUUGAAUUGGCGACUUUUGCUUAUUAUGCCCUGAAAGUUCAAGAGGCAGAAACCCAUGGAUCACAAUCAAUCAAAUUAUUUAACCAAAUAUUGAAGCUCUAUUCGGGAAGCAAUGGUCCUGGUAUACAGAAGGAUAUCAGUAUUUCUACUAUAAAGCAACUAUGUAAUUUGGCAAUUGAAAUAUAUACCAAAAUAAAGAAAGUUGGAAAGCCGACAGCAGAAAAGGUGCCGAUGGAAACCAGUUUAAAGUGGUUAAGCUCCCAAAUAAAUCAAGACUUCUUCCUACCAUUGAUAACAAACGAUUACCGGUUCUUUGUUGAUCCAUUGGAUUUGGAGUUUUCUGAUAAAAUGGAAAACCUAUCGGCGGAGCAGGCCAAAUAUUUUGAUAGAUGGGGCCAUGCUUCGCAACUAGAUGUCAAAAAUAGUUGGGAAUUGAAUGAUCUGUCAAUUAAGGAUUUGAAUAAUUUGUAUCAGGAUGAUCUGACGUCUACGUGCUCAUUUGUCUCAUCGUUGUUAUCUAUUGUGAAUAAUGAUCCCUUGCUUAUAUACAAUUUGAUCUACCCACGGUCCAAAUCUUUCAAAUAUCUGGUUCAAUUGCAGAUCAAUGGGUGUAAAAGGGCGGUCAUCAUCAAUGAUAAAUUGCCUUUCAGCAAAGACAGGUCAUCCAGUAAAUCCUUGUUUUUGAGAUCUUCUAAGAAUCAGCACUUAUACUGGCCGGCACUACUUGAAAAAUCUUACUUCAAAGUGAUUGGUAAUAACUCAUAUAAAUUUAACGGUUCGAAUGCCGGGUACGAUACCUAUUUAUUGACAGGCUGGAUCCCUGAAUAUAUCAAACCCCUCGACUAUUGUCAACACGAGGAUACUUUUGAAUCUUUUUGGAAUAUGCUUUAUGAUAAUUUCCGUAAGAGGAAAUGUUUGAUAUCAUUAGGUACUGAAUACACAGGUUCCAGUGUCUAUUAUGCAGAAAAAAAUAAUUUGGUAUCAAAUCAUGAUUAUGCUGUUAUUGACUUGAAAGUCGAUGAUGAGGGAAAUAAGAAAAUGUUAGUCAAAAACCCCUGGUUGGUUGAAGAACGAGAAGUAUGGCAUGAUUAUAGUUUUGUGGUCAAUAAUUUUGGAACAAUUUACCUAAAUUGGGAUCACAGGAUGUUUUCCUUUAACCAGACUUUGAAGUUUACAUACUCUCUUAAAAAUAAUGGCUCUGUUUUGCAAGAACUUAGUGCCGAAGGUAAACCACAAUUUGGAGUUAGUAACCCAUCAGAGAAGUCUGUUGAUGUUUGGAUAUUACUAGUACAAGAUAUAAUGGAUUACAGUAAACAAGAGCUUCGCAAUACCAAGAUCUUAUUUGCUGAAACACAGUAUGGUGAAACGAUUAACUCAUUAAAGGGAGGAAGAAGACUCUCUAAAAUAAUUGAAACUACUAAUAAGACAUCCUUAACAAGAAUAACUAUUAAACCGAGGCUGUCUAUUACUGUCGUAAUUGCUUUAACUCCUGAAGAAGAAGAUUCAGGGAUUUUUCUAUUGAACCUAUCGUGUUUCUCACACUCCAAUGAUACCGUAUUCCGAAAGUCUAAACCAUUGUUUCCAUUCAGUGACGUGGUUAAUUCAGAAUGGAAGUGGAAUAAUUCUGGUGGUAGUUGGUUAUAUUCUGAUUACAUAAAUAAUCCACAAUACGUUCUUGAAAUUUUUGGUGGUGAUGAUAGUACGGUCAAUAUUACUUUACUUGUGGACAGUUUUGACGUUUUAUUCAGUUUGCAGAUUUUUUGGUUCCCGGAUACUGGAAAUAGAGGUAUUCAAAGAUACGAUGCUAAGAAGCUUGUUUUCAAUGAAAAGUAUAAUGCGACUGGUGAGUUAGAAAUCCCAAAUUUAAGUUUGACCCCGGGCAGGAAAUACGCGUUAUUGUUAUCAACAUACUCUCCAAUAUCGGAUUUUGGUCUAGAUGAAUUGAAAUAUAGGCUCAUAGUCAAUUCAAACCAAAAGUUCCGUUUAAGCAAAUUAAAUAAUUCGUUGGGGUUAUUUGUUCGAACCAAAUCGUUACAAUGGGAAGGAUCUAAUAGAAAAAAAGUUCUUUUCCAGAUUGAUCGAGAGUGCAAAAUUAAUAUUAGGGUCAUUGCCAAGCGUGGGAGUAUUGAUACUUUGGAAAGAAAUUUAUCUAAGUUCUCGAUCAACUCGUCUGUGGACUCUUUGGAUGCACACAAUGAGUACGCUGCGUAUCGACCAAAGAUAAGGGUCAAUGUUUUUGAUGAUAACACUAAUAAGUCCGUUUUCUAUAAUACAGAAUUCGAUGAUAACUUAUAUGGAACAUUUAUUAAUGAUUUAACUGUUAUCAGGGGAACGUACUCAUUAGUUAUUGAACGCUUUGAAGCAGGAGAUGGUGAAAUUUGUGUCAACAUUGGAGCAGAUGCAAAGUUUUCUAUUCUUUAG
Molecule: messenger RNA, 2475 nt
Organism: Saccharomycopsis crataegensis
Lineage: Eukaryota; Fungi; Ascomycota; Saccharomycetes; Ascoideales; Saccharomycopsidaceae
Gene: RIM13
Product: Rim13p
Exons: 1
Coding region: 1-2475 (824 amino acids)
Biological process (GO): proteolysis
Molecular function (GO): calcium-dependent cysteine-type endopeptidase activity
Source: RefSeq, a predicted model, not a curated record